AUGCCGUCUGACCAGGCAACCAGGCUUCAAGUUGCAGCCGUCGUUGCAUUCUACAUGACGUCGGCCCUCGUCGUAAGUUCCUUUUCUCCUUCGUCCUACACUUCUCACCCCAUCUCUUCCAAUCAUCAGAUGGUCUUCGUUAACAAGGCCGUUCUGAACAACACCCCAGAUCUUCCCCUGUUGUUUCUACUUCUACAGCUCAUAAUCGCUGUCCUUCUUUUGCAUGCAUCCGCCUCUCUUCAUAAGGGUAUCGAAAUACCAACUUUCGACGUACAAGUUGCAAAGAAACUCCUUCCCGUAGUCUCUGUCAAUAUUGCUGGCCUGGUUUUUAACACUCUUUGCCUGCGUGAUGUCGAUGCAUCCUUUUUUCAGAUUGCCAGAGGUCUUGUCCUACCCCUCACAAUUGCCGUGUCUUCGGCAUAUACACACAGUGCGCCGUCCCGGAACGUUAUCAUUGCCGCAGUCACUGUCACUACUGGCUUCAUGGUGGGCGUUGCCCCUUCGUCGUCCACUCCUGUAUCCGCCAUUCCAUCCACCCUCUCCUUGUUCUACGGCGUUCUGUCGUCGCUGUUCAUUGCUUUCCAUGCUGUUCUGAUCAAAAACUCCCUGCCGCAUUGCAAUAAUUCCACGAUUCAGCUUGCGUGGUGGACAAACUUUGGCUCGGCCGUAAUGAUCCUACCCUUUGUCCUCAUCCGAGGGGAAAUCUCAACUCUCUGGGCGAUGUCACAGGCUCAGGAAUGGAAUGGCACCAUCUUUGUGUGGGGUUGCCUUGUGACCGGAAUCUUUGGUUUUUUGCUCUGCGUCGCCGGGCUGCUCAGUAUCAAGGUUACAAGUCCUAUAACGCAUAUGUUCUCCAGCGCAGCACGAUCUGUUCUUCAAACCGUGCUUGGUGUCUCGAUCUUCAAAGAUGUUCUGACUGUGAACAGAGCGGCUUCGAUUUUAAUAAUUCUCGGAGGAACCAUGUAA
Messenger RNA from Laccaria bicolor S238N-H82, 966 nucleotides. RefSeq lists its product as uncharacterized. Lineage: Eukaryota; Fungi; Basidiomycota; Agaricomycetes; Agaricales; Hydnangiaceae. The record is from RefSeq and is a predicted model, not a curated record. Bases 1 to 966 code for a protein of 321 amino acids. The transcript has 5 exons.